AUGACGACCUCAUCCCAUGUGUACGAGCUGUUUUGCGGCAGGUCGCUGUAUUUGGCGUACUACACCGACGUGAAGAGCAGUGCGUCGCUGCUGCACAAGAUCCUGUCCAACGAACUCAACGUCGCCCUCAUUAAUGCAGACACGGUCGUGAGCCUGUUCCAAAUCCACGCCGCCGCGUCUCGCGCGCUCCUCUCGGUGCAAAACCACUCGAUGACCACGAACUCGCUCCACUCGGAACUUGUCUUCAAUCUGUCAGGGACGCGCAACGUCACAGAUUCGCUCCGCCGCUUCGGCAUCAGCAACCAAGCCACCCAGGUCCUUGUGUGCGUGUUCGACGAUGCUACCGCCCUCGACACAGUCGGCAUUGAUGGCGUGCUGAAACCUGUGACUUCCAUCGAAAACCACGCCCACUUGACUCCCGAACACAUCCAAGUGUUGAAGAAGCACUACAAGAUUCAGGACCUGGAGCUGCAAGUGACCACGCUCAGCGAUGCCAUCGUCAGCCGCAUUGCGACCAAGAACGUCAAUAAGUAG
Molecule: messenger RNA, 534 nt
Organism: Aphanomyces astaci
Lineage: Eukaryota; Oomycota; Saprolegniomycetes; Saprolegniales; Verrucalvaceae
Exons: 2
Coding region: 1-534 (177 amino acids)
Biological process (GO): telomere maintenance via recombination; tRNA threonylcarbamoyladenosine modification
Cellular component (GO): EKC/KEOPS complex; cytosol; nucleus
Source: RefSeq, a predicted model, not a curated record